CGCCCGCCUCAGUCACCGGCGGAGCCGCAGCGAGCGCAGCGCUGUCCCUUCAGCACCGCUCCCCCCGCGGACACCGCGGGCUCCGCGCACCCACACCGGCCCCGCCGCCGCCUCUCGCCGCCUGCUUUGCGGUGUGGAAAGCCAGGUGCAAGGAUGGUGAAGCUGGGGAGUAAUUUGAACGACAAGAACAACAAACCACCAUCCAACGAAGAUGGUUUUCAGACAGUUCCUUUGAUCACGCCUUUGGAAGUAAAUCACCUGCAGUUCCCGGCUCCGGAAAAGGUAAUUGUGAAAACAAGAACAGAAUAUCAGCCUGACCAGAAGAACAAAGGAAAACUCAGAGUUCCCAAAAUUGCUGAAUUCACAGUCAGUUUCACUGAUGGGGUAACAGAAAGACUAAAGGUCACUAUCCUCAUAAGCCUGGCUCUCGCAUUCCUUGCCUGCAUAGUGUUCCUUGUGGUGUACAAAGCCUUCACUUACGACCACAGUUGCCCAGAUGGAUUUGUUUAUAAGCACAAGCGCUGCAUCCCCGCCUCGCUGGACGCCUACUACUCGGCGCAGGAUUCCAACUCGCGGGGCAGGUUCUACACCGUCAUCAGCCACUACAGCAUGGCMAAGCAGACCAGCUCCCGGGCCGUGUCCCCCUGGCUGCCCUCGGGCUCGGCCAGCCACGACAACAAGGCYGCCAAGACAGAAGGUCACUAAAGGGAACGAGCUGGGCGGGCAGGGGGACGACACCGCGUUGCUGAGCGUGCCCUGCCCCUCGCAGGGCGGGAGGAAAUCCAACCCGAGUGCAGGAUCAGCUUAAUGGAUAUUUCUUUUCGUGCAUUGUUCUCGUUGAUUUGUAACCGAGUCGAGCUCUUGUACAAAGGCAUGUUUGAUGUUGACUGUACCUUACGAUGUAAAAAUAUUUUUAAAUCAUUGCUUAACUAUUUGUUAGAAAAAUAAAUUAAAAAACAAAAAAAGCWAAUUAGGUAAACAGCCAGAGAGGAUAAAAGCAGCAAAAAGAAUCUCACAAAGUUUUGUCAGUGCUGGAAAGCUGUGACAGAAGCUCCACRUGCAGAGAAGGAAGAACUGGAAUCCUUUCAAGAGGGGUAGAGAGAACACGGUACAAAGAUAUUGUGAUGUUGUUUGGUUUGCCAGAGGGGGGAUAUUUUGCUGUCAGAUUGAAUCCAGUGUCAGUGUUCAUUCACUGACAGAGAAAAACAAGCAUCCCCUCCUGCCCCAAACAUGCUCACAUGCCCAUACAAACCCUGUGCAGUGGCCCAAGGAAAUCCAGACAGUUCCUGGCAUUCCUAAUGAGCCACCACUGAUUUUGGCCAGGCUGGGAGGCUGAAAUCCAGGCUGCUGUUGGAGAUGGUGCAGGAUGGGAGCAGGCACAGAGGCAUAGUGAAACCCCGAAUAAACUUUUGAGCACAGGACUGAGUCAGGAGCUCAGGGCUCUGCUUCUGUUCUGGCAUGGAUUCCCUGCUUGAGCUUUGGCAAUUUCCAUGAGGCUUCAUGCUUUGGGAACUCUUYCCUGAAGGAAAUGCCAUUAUGAUUUGAGGAGCCUCUCAAAAGUGCUGAUAGUAUUGAGCCCCUAACUUUGCAGCCUCUCAUUUUCCCAUGAAAUGGGAUGUUCCUGCUUCAGCUCCCUCAGCAUUUCUGGUCAUUCCAGGUCACCAGAGAGAGGUACAAAUCAAAUCUGUGCUUGCAAACCCAGAGCAGACCCCAGGUUUAAUCGAGUCCUAACACAUCCUCUCCCCACAAAUGGCACAUGAGAUCAGUGCAGGCUGGUGGCAUUUGAAACCCCCAAGGAUUCUCAUUUUUCAGAGCUGCGAGAGCAGGGAGAGCUGAGCAGCAGGAGCAGAGUGCAUGGGCAGGGCAAGGUUCACCUUGGACUGAGCUGCUUUUUCAGAUUUUUGGCUAGACUGGGAUGRAAAUUAGGAACUGGCCCCUUCUCCCCUCGCAUUGGGCAGUUUUGUCCUCCACGUCAGAGACAUUGGGCAGUGUGUGAGGGCAGAACUCCUCAGUCCUACAGGCAUCAUGAGAAAUAACUGUAUAGUGUAGCUAAAACUGUAGUGCCAAAUGCCAUCGUCUGAUUCCCCCUCCUCCCUUCCCUUUCCACCUGUAAAUCCAUUUCUCACUCAAAAUGUACAAACCACCCCCUCCACCGACAACCCRAACUCCUGCAAAACCACUGAACAGUUUAUAAUUUUGUGGUGUAUUUUUUGUCAGUAGGUAGCAGAGACUGAAGUAUUUUUUGGUGUAACUCUUGAACUUUUCUGACGGGAUUAAAAUAAAGUUCGAUGUGACUGA
Messenger RNA from Malurus melanocephalus (red-backed fairy wren), 2298 nucleotides. It is a transcript of the gene NSG2, whose product is annotated as neuronal vesicle trafficking associated 2. Gene Ontology annotation, cellular component: endosome; membrane. Lineage: Eukaryota; Metazoa; Chordata; Aves; Passeriformes; Maluridae. Gene Ontology annotation, biological process: clathrin coat assembly; endosomal transport; G protein-coupled dopamine receptor signaling pathway. The coding region runs from base 154 to 705 and encodes 183 amino acids. Gene Ontology annotation, molecular function: clathrin light chain binding. The record is from RefSeq and is a predicted model, not a curated record. The transcript has 5 exons.